Molecule: messenger RNA, 541 nt
Organism: Vespula vulgaris
Lineage: Eukaryota; Metazoa; Arthropoda; Insecta; Hymenoptera; Vespidae
Product: zinc finger HIT domain-containing protein 1
Exons: 2
Coding region: 1-465 (154 amino acids)
Biological process (GO): chromatin remodeling
Cellular component (GO): Swr1 complex
Molecular function (GO): nucleosome binding
Source: RefSeq, a predicted model, not a curated record
AUGGCUGCAAGAGAAUCAGGUAGAAUAAAGGAUGCUUAUCAGAAAAGGAUCCUUGAUGAUGCAGCACGCAAGCGUAGACAAAAGAAAGCGUUAGAAGCUUUGGAACAAGAUAAUUUUCAUGAUGAUCCACAUGCGGAUUUAGUAAUGAGCAAGAAAGUACCAAAAUUUCAAGAAACAUUGGACAAUAGAGGUGGUAGAAAAAAAAAGACUAGAUCGGCGGAAUAUUAUAAGCAACGUUUUCGUAAAACAUUUGGCCAACUGGUUGAAGAGGAUCUUAAUGCAAAUCCAUCUUCACCUAAUUAUGCCUCUGCACAAGCUCCACCAUCUCGUUUUCCUGAAAGACAUUUUUGUGCAGUUUGUGGUUUUCCUAGUAAUUAUACAUGCAUCCCAUGUGGUGCUAGAUACUGUAGUGUCAAGUGUUUGGGUACGCAUCUUGAUACAAGAUGUUUAAAAUGGACAGCUUAGAUGAAAAGUUUAAUUUUACUUUUUAUUUCUCGGUGUAUUAUAAAGACAAUAAAACUGAACAUUUUUAAAGAGAAAA